This is a messenger RNA of Haliotis rufescens (red abalone), 6225 nucleotides long. RefSeq names its product ankyrin repeat domain-containing protein 17-like. The record is from RefSeq and is a predicted model, not a curated record. Gene Ontology annotation, molecular function: protein binding. The transcript is spliced from 6 exons. Bases 917 to 2470 code for a protein of 517 amino acids. NCBI's taxonomy places the organism in Eukaryota, Metazoa, Mollusca, Gastropoda, Lepetellida, Haliotidae.
ACAAUUACUUUGACAUAUACUGAUGGCACUUUACCAAACUUAAUAUUUCAAAGUUCCUUAUCAGUAUAAGUAGUUCGAAUUAAUAACGGAUCAAAUCAGUUCAUAUGAAGUAAGUUUCGUACAAGCUUGUUUCUAAAACAAUAACCUACAGUCAAUCAAUGACAAAGGUCACAUGACGAUGACCAUCACAAACUGAUCUUCUUGGACUAAUGGACAAUACCUUCCAGCAGAUAUCAACUGUCAUUGUAUUUUUAUCAAUUAUCAUUAUCAAUUUUAGUGCUAGACGCUUGACACACAUAGUUUGAUGAUCAGAUAAAUCCAAUCAAUACCCAGAUUAGGUGAACGGUGGUAUUGCAGGAAAUGUGCUAAAAACGUAGUAAAACCUAGGUCAAUGACUCACUCACUUUCCAAUGGGUGAAAUGUGAAGAGGACAUAAAAUGCUCAGAAUUAACAAACGACAACACAGAUAAUUAGUUCCAAUAAUUCCCCUUGCAACAUAAUUGAUAACUUAAAGGAACAUAAUGAAUUCGUCACUAGCUUUUGAUCCAAUUCUUAUUUAAACCCGGAAUGGGUCAUUAUAUUUUUCAGGUUCAUAUUUUAAACAAACUGUUGAAGGCACCUGUGUACCAUUACUGUUUACAUAGGUGAUUCACGUGAAGCAUGACUAGUUUGUAUGUAUGGUGUAUUUCAGCACGUCAAGGCAAAAGGGAACACACCUGGCGGUGUUCCUCAUCCAUGGCUUCUUGGGGACAACAAGCUGAUGUGAGACGGGGUGUUUGUUGGAGAGGCAGGGAUGACAACCUACCAAAUGAUUUGACAUGGCAAAAACAGCUUUAAUCUACCCUCUACAAUUAGUUUUAAAAUUACCUCCCUUUGUAAAUUGACCUGACAAUGUCAGAGCCUGACACUUUCGUUAAUGACAGUUGUUUGUUUCUCGUCUUUACCAGAAGGGGUGCUGCUGACACAGACCAUGUUGGGCAGGGGCCUGAUGCUGCUACUGCUGGUUGUGGGUGUAUUGGGCCAGGAGUGUCCCGUGGGCAAAUAUGGAGAACACUGUCAACUGAACUGCAGCCGUUCCUGUUUCCCCCAUUCCGGCCAGGAUGUGCACUGUGACAGACACAGUGGCAAGUGUUCAGAAGGCUGCGUGGUUGGAUGGUACGGCGAUCAGUGCCAUGUACCCUGUAAAAAGAACUGCCCGCGGCACAUCUGCAGUCAGCAGACUGGUCACUGUACUCGGCCGUGUGAAGGAAACAACACAGGGGAUUUCUGUGAGAUCCACCAUGAGAAUGGUCAAAAACAAGGUGCAAGUGAACAGUCACAAGAAUCUGCCUCAACAACACUGGUCGCCAUACUUGCCCCUGUGUUCGCCAUCCUCGCCAUCCUCAUCAUCAUCAUCAUCAUGGCUGUACUCUUCAUAAGACACAGAAAAUCUAAUCAGGCCUCGGACGACGUGGAGAGUGGAGAACUGCUUAGCCCUGGAGGAGUGGACACUGACCUCAUCGUUGCCUGCAGUGAGGGGAAACUAAAGGCAGUCAGAGACAUCCUGGAACAGAGCCCGGAGGUCAUCAACAAGAAAGGACGCAGUGGGAUGACACCAGUGAUGUGGGCAGCAAGGAGGGGACACAGAGAAGUGCUCGACUUGCUUGUGAGAAAAGAAGCUGAUCUGAAACUUGUGGAUGAUGCCAGUAACAGUAUCCUUCACUGGGCCUUUUAUGGAGGGCAUGUGUCAAUGGUGAAAUAUGUUGUCUCAAAGAACAUGGUAGACAUCAACAGUAAGGGGCGGGAUGAGAGAACCCCAUUGAUGUGCGCAGCUCGGGAGGGGAAAAGGCAAAUCUUUGACUUACUUGUGAGUAGAGGGGGCCUUCCAUCAGAGAUUGACAAGGAUGGAAACAACAUCCUGCUACUGGCCUGUUGGGGUGGGAAUGAGGAGAUUGUGAAGUACAUCAUCUCACAUGAUGAUGUAGACAUCGAUGGAAGAGGACAGUCUGGCAGGACUCCAUUGAUGGCAGCAGCAUACAAGGGACAUGGAAAGGUCUUUGACCUGCUGGUUGAUAAAGAAGCUGAUCUGACACUAGUCGAUGAUGCUGGUGACAACGUCCUCCAUGUGGCCUGUCUUGGAGGACAUGUGGAUAUUGUUAGCCGUGUCCUCGAGCUGGGCAAGGUGGACAUAAACAAACAAGGUCAAUGUAGCAGGACACCACUGAUGGUGGCAGCAAGGCUUGGACAUAAGGAAAUAUUUGAUUUACUGGUGACUGAAAGAGCUGAUGCAUUAACAGAGGACGAUCACAGAAACACCAUCCUUCAUCUGGCCUGUGAGGGAGGGCUUAUUGACAUAGUGGAGUAUGUACUCUCGCUGGGUACGGUGAAUAUCAACGCCAGGAACAUACAAAAUGAAACAGCAACCAUGCUGUCAACAAAGGGAGGUGACGUGUGCAACCUUCUUGUGUCACAUGGUGGUCUCAGUAAGUGAAAGGACAGCUGAGAGUACUCUUUGUAAGAAUUUAGAUUUGUACAUGGAAAGGGAGCUUGAUAAUGGUCCACUGGUCAAUUGAAAUGUUGUUUUGAUGUUCCAUACUUCAGCCACAUGUUGAUGGCAGAGGUCAAAUGAAAAAAACCUUGAAACAUUCUUAUGAUAAACACACAGUUCUAAAUAGAUUAUUCUUCACCCGAUAACAGUAAUAGCAAUAUUCCCAAGGUAUCCCUUGUGCUACUAGCCUAGAAUUUUAGCUAAGAAAACAAGCAUCGAGUCAGUGAUAGUCCCAUAUUCUUCAAAGGCAUUCGAAUGACAGUCGCAUCCGAGUCCUCAGAUAAGCAUAUUUCAAGGGAAAAGUACAUCCCCCGUGUCAUAGUUGUGGGCAUAUUAUCGUAUUCCUUCUGCAUAGCGUUCAUCUGGGGAAAAACAUUAUACUGCCUGUCAAUGACUUAGCUUUACCCAUUUCACUUGGAAAGGAGAAAUCAUCUUUUCCUCAAGGUACGCAUUUUGAGUGAGUGGACUUCAAAGCAGAGACUGUGCUCUCUUGUCUUUGUUAUUGGGGUCUGUAGCUCUCUCUGAAUGCACUGAAGUAGUACAGAGUGACACAGAUCAAGAAAUGCAAACACUGAACAGUGGGGAAACCGUUUAGAGAAAUCCUUCGUGCACAGACGUCGAAUGUCAUUCGGGGAUUUCAGAUGCAAAUUUUAUUUCAUGAGAAAUGCUACCAACACGAAUAAGUAGGAACACAAAGCCCAGAAGCUGGAGCACAGCCUGCAGCAAGCCUGGUGUAAUUUCUGUUUUAAAGGAGAUUUCAACAAUCUGUCUGUGCCUUUGGGUACCUGCCCCAGUCAUCCAGAUGAUGCCGCAUGCCAUACAGCACAGUCAUGCGCUCAGUGGGCUGAUGUCUUUGACAUAAGUUCAUUUAACAACAAGAGGGCCAAAUGGACUACGUAACAGAAACUAUUAUUCCCAGUACAGUACUGCUUUCUUACUGUAUGAUAUGUUUAUGUGUCUUUACCAUCACAUAUACUCUGUAAUGGUAAUGCCCUGUGGCGGUAAUGAUAUCACAAGGUCACAAGUACUUCUUAGAAGAUCACAUAUGAACUUGGAGACCAUUGGACACCAUAGCAUGCAGACGAAUGUAAAAUAUUUCUGUUUUUAGAAAAUGCCACAAAGUUUUCAGGCGUUUGGUAAUGACAAACUAAGAAUAAGUAUACAGAUUCAGUUGCAGCUUGAAAGUUUAGGUAAUAAUAAACUGGCAGUCAUCUUGAGCUAUUUACCAACCAAGAAAGAUUAUUUCUUGCCUAUUGGGACAUGAUGAUUUUAGUACCAUUUGCGUAUUGAACGUACAUUGAAUGUCUACAAUCAAGCUGUAUUUACUUUUUAUAACAUUGAGAUUAGUAAGAAGGUAUUUGUUUCUAGGAAAAGAAAACAAUUAUAUGUUACCUUUAAUAUUUCUUAGUUUGCAACAAUGAACACUGUGGCACGGGAUAGGCCUCUAAUUGUGAAAUGACCCAUAAACAGAAUCAGAAAACUGCAAGGAAAGGGUUUUCAUUGUACCCUCUGCAUUGGCCAUGGGACGUGUAAUGGAGGCAGGAUAGAGUAUCUGAUUUCUCUGCUGCUCAUGUAUCUAGCUUUAAUGUGCAAAGUUGUAAGUUGCUUCUUGAAUUGUAGAUGUUCCUUUGUUGAUGUUGCACAACGUAACAGAAUUGUCAUUAAGUGCAUUUAGUGUGUAACAGACCACACACUACUGCACUACCUAGGUGCCAAGUUGACUGAAAACAGUCACGUGCCUGUUGCUUUGGAAAGUCAGAUUACCAGUGAUAGUAAUUGUCAACAAUACGAAGCACAUGUCUCCAGCUUGACAAAUCAGCGCGGGAAAUGUACCCUUGCAGUCGCAUAUGGUAUUAAAGGAAAGUGAAUAGUGUGGAAGAGUUGUCUCCCUUAUGCCACACAAACAUUCAGGCUAUAAUUACAAAAAAAGGAACAUUCAAAGCUGAUAUGUUUAAACAUCAAUAAUUUAGGAGACAUUAUUCUACAAGGAAUUUUAUACCAUAUAUUUUACCAUUCGGAUUCGGGUUCUUAAUUUCAUAAAAACCCUCGGAUAUGUUUUAUCCGACUUAUAAACAGACAAAUAAAUCUGAAACAACAUUUAUCAACAAUUGUAUAUAUUAAAUCAUACUUUCCAUGAACCUUUGGAAACGAGCGUAAAAAAAUCUCUUUCUGGCGUCCUGGCGUACUUGCAAAAGAUAUUCGUUAAAGCAUUGUGACUUAUCAGCGCCUCUGUAGCCUGGUGCGUGAACCACUAAACUACAGACAGUUGCAAGGUCGAUCUACUGAAAUAUACAGUAACUAUUUGUCAUUUGAUGUGACAUUAUUCCGCACAUUUCCGUGUCUGGGUUGUGUUCAAAUGCCAAAUUAAUAUCAAGCGAGAGACAUUCACAGAUCGCAAUACCACCAGAAGAUGUAAAUAUAAAAUCCCUAGGAUAUAAUGUAAAACCAUAGGUAUGGUGAGGUGAUAUUGGGUUUAACGACACGUCCAAGAUUAUUGCACUUAUAUUGUGACGUGCAUGCACAUGUGUGUGUGUGGCUGCUUGUACUAGUCCGGACUGAUGCCGAUUUAUAGUGCUAGCUCACUAAGAUACCAUGCCGCAGUUUAACAUGAAUACCCCACUCAGACACAGUACUGACUCCGUGCCGACCAGUCCUUGUUUUAGCCCCCUUAUGCCGAGCACCAGACAGGGUAACAACAAGUACCAUCUUUUAACGUCUUUUGGUAUGACACGGCCUGGGAUCGAACCCCAGACCUUCCGGACGCUCUACCACUAGACCACGGAGGCAGUUACCAUAGGUAUGAGUCAAGUCCGUUAAUAUGUACUUUGAGGCAGCAACCUGGCGCUGUGAGACUUCCAGGAGUUUGUUGUCUUUCUUAUUUAUGUGGCCGUUGGGACUUUUUCUGUGACCGUUUCUACCUUAACUUUUUACUCCAUUCUUACUUGAGGCCGCUUUGACCUGCUUUUCAUCGCCGUUUAUGAGAUUUACCCCAUUUGGAGAACAAAAGGAUGAUUAAAAUGUCACUUAGACGAUCUGUGAUAAAACAUAUAGCUCCAGUACAUUCCCUAUUACUUUAUGUAUUUCAUAACAUGAUUUCAUCAUUUAUUGUACUUACAGAACGAGAUGAGUGUUCAAUGUGGAUAUGUGUCAGACAACAUAGGUUCAUCGCCAACAAACCAUUAUGAACACAUUGACUUCAUAUAGUGAUGCUUUACGGAGUUCCAUAACUUCUUCUUUGUGGGUUUUUAAACCCAUCGACUGUGUUUUAGAAGAAUUUUUUUUUUAUCCAGCCUAUUACAGGUUACUUUUUUAAUCGAAUUUGUAACAUUAUGAAUAACCCUAAAGUUAAUUGUGUAUGUUAUUAUGCCUUUCAGAUACAUGUAUUGCAUGGUAUUUUUGUAUUGAAACAUUUGCCUCACAAAUCCUCACCUUACUCAAGUACUUUCUGGGCAAUAGCAUCAGUUGUCCAACCUACUGAGGUCCUCUGUGACUUCUGGUUGUUAUUGACGACCAUGACUUACAGAACAUGUGAUGCCUUCACAGAUGCAUUUUCUGAUACAUACAUGUAUGACAUUUUCUUCAUUUGCUCAAAUUGACUGCAUGUUUUCAACAAAUGAUUCAAUACAUAUUUGCAUGAUGUUGUAUUGUCGAACUUAUGUCUUUACUGCUUUAGCAUGAAUAAAACAAUUACAGAUAUA